Linum trigynum is the source of this 3206-nucleotide messenger RNA. The record is from the annotation of a GenBank genome assembly. NCBI's taxonomy places the organism in Eukaryota, Viridiplantae, Streptophyta, Magnoliopsida, Malpighiales, Linaceae.
GGCACAUUAUGACUUGGAGUUCGAGCAGCUAGACAUGAAGACAACUUUCCUACAUUGAGAGUUGGAGGAAGAAAUUUACAUGACUCAACCAGAAGGAUUCGAGGUUCCGGGAAAAGAAGACUAUGUUUGUAAGCUGAAGAAGUCCUUGUAUGGACUUAAGCAAUCUCUGAGACAGUGGUACAAGAGAUUUGACAGUUACAUGCUUGAGCUGGGCUACAGCAGAAGUCCAUAUGAUUGUUGUGUGUAUCACAACAAGGUGGAUGAUGGUUCGAUGAUCUAUCUUGUUCUGUAUGUGAAUGAUAUGCUCAUAGCUGCGAGGUCAAAGUCUGAUAUCCAGAAGUUAAAGGGGCUUCUCAGUGCUGAGUUUGAGAUGAAGGAUUUGGGAGCUGCUCAGAAGAUCUUGGGUAUGGAGAUUUACAGGGACAUGUCGAAGAAGAAGCUUUUCUUGUCACAGAAGAGCUACAUCCAGAAGAUACUGUCGAGGUUUGGCAUGUCUUCAACAAAGCCCUUAAAUACUCCCAGUGCUUCAAAUGUUCAUCUAUCCUCGGCUUAUGCACCGCAGUCAGAGGCUGAGAAGGAGUACAUGUCGAGAGUCCCAUAUGCUAGUGCAGUAGGUAGCUUGAUGUACGCUAUGGUAUGCACUAGACCUGAUCUUGCACAUGGUGUUAGUGUUGUCAGCAGGUUUAUGAUACAACCUGGGAAGGAGCAUUGGCAGGCUGUGAAGAGGAUCUUCCGGUACCUUAAGGGUACACCUGAUGUGGGGAUUAGCUUCGGAAGUGAUACAGAGUGCUUGGUGUCUGGGUAUUCUGACUCGGACUAUGCUGGAGAUGUUGACACGAGGAGAUCGAUGACCGGUUAUGUAUUCACUCUUGGGAGUUCUGUAGUGAGAUGGAAGGCAGCUCUGCAGCCGGCGGUGACAUUGUCUACUACUGAGGCAGAGUAUAUGGCGUUGACAGAAGCAGCUAAGGAGGGAAUAUGGUUGAAGGGACUGGUUGGUGAUCUUGGUCUACAUCGUGAUCAGGCAGUGGUGUAUUGCGACAAUUUGAGUGCAAUAUGCUUGGCCAAGGAUCAAGUCCACCAUGAGAGGACUAAGCACAUCGACAUGAGGUAUCAUUUCUUGAGGACAGAGAAGAGGAUUAAGGUGAAGAAGGUUGGCACCGCGGAUAAUCCUGCUGAUAUGUUCACGAAGCCAGUUCCACAUGGCAAGUUCCAACACUGCUUGGACUUGCUGAAUGUCUUGAGUGGGUGACUCCGCCCUGCGGGGCAUUGAUGGCGGGAGAGAGAUAGAAGGAGCAGAGUACAUCAGAGAUUUCAGAGGAAGAGGAUUCAAGUCAAGGUGGAGAUUUGUUGAUGUGACUUGAAUCGGACUAUCAGCCGCUACGAGAAGUACUAUAAAUUACUUCUCAUACUCCUCUGUAAUCUGUAAUCUCCUCGAUAUAGUGAAAUUGGCUCUCUCUCGCCCGUGGACGUAGCUAACACACAUCGUGUUAGUGAACUACGUAAAUCGUGUGUCGUGUUUUCGAUUCUCUCUUUCGUAUUCUUGCUUUGUCGAGUCCUGCAAUUUCCCGAUCCGUAGCAGCGCGUUUAUAACAUAGAAGAAGAGCACAAAUUUUGGUGAAGUUCUCAAUGGCAAUGCCAUGGAAACGCAAGCCAAGGGUACGCAAGAGAAUAUGGGUUGGACGUGAAAGAAGAAACAGAAAGGGAAGCUAUACGAGUUGUUGGUCGAAACUGGACGGUGAUUCGAAGAAGCGAAUCCAAACUUUCCAAUUAUUUUUAGACAAUACUUAUAAAUUAUUUUUCAAUAAUACUUUUCAUUUACUAUCUAGUAAAAGUCUUUACUAUUUUGGUGAUCAAUUUCAAAUAUAAGUUAUGUUUCGUUGUAAAAUUGUAACCAAAGUUAACAUAAACUUUUUGUUAAAAAAGUAGUAUUAUAUAUGGCUGAUAUCCAUAAAAUAUGUUAAAUAUUGAUUGUAAAAUGGAUUUUAUCUUACGGUUUCUUUCUUAAGAUGGCAAACAAGAAAAUAAAAAUAUAUUUUAUGUAAGGACAAAUGGUAGCAUAACACAAAUGGCUGGUUGAAAAUGAUAGCUUUAAAUAUUUUCAAUGGGAUGAAAUCUCAAAAUACAUAUGUUUUACAAAAAUCAUAAAAUACACACGUUAUAAUUUUUUUUCCAAAAUAUACAUGUUUGGGUGUCAUUGUGGCUGUCAACUACAGUGAAUGCAUUCACCGCAGCAGACGAACGGUGAAUGCGUCACCGCGGUUAACGGUCGCGGUGAAUGUCUGACCUAACAGCGAAACUUUAAAUGAACGUAAUUUUGCGUUCGGUUAUCCGAUCGUAGCGAAUUUUUUUUAUUCAGCAUAACUUUACAGGAUCUUUCAAUCUGCAAUAAGCCUUCAACUAAAAAAAAUGUUGAUUGCUACCCCGAACAAGCAAUUUUUCGAUUUUGCCAAACUUUGGAAGGUUAUAACUUUUAGCUCCUUAAUCGCAACAUCGUAAUUUUUUUUUUGAUUGCGCAUAACUUUUUAAGAACUACAACUUUACUAGGAAAGAAUUUUUAGAAAAUGAAAUAUUUUUGGGUAUACGAGAUUUUGGGAAUAACUUUACCUUUACUUUUCACAAAUUCACAUCCAUUCCAAAAUUAUUGUUAUCAACAAAGUUGUAGUCCUUCAAAAGUUAUGCGAAAUAAAAAGAAAGUUUCAUGACAUUUGGAUUGCGAAGCACAAAGUUAUGGUCAUCCAAAGUUUGUCAAAAUCGAAAAAUUGCUCGACGGGGUAGCAGACGAAUUUUUUUUGGAUGAAGGCUUAUAUAAGAUUGAAAGAUCUUGAAAAAUUAUAUGGAAUAAAAAAAUCGUUGCAAUCGGAUAACUGAGCGCAAAAUUACGUUUGUUUGAAGUUUCAGUGUUACGUCAUACAUUCACCGCGGCCGUCAACCGCAAUGAAUGCAUUAACCUGCGUAUUUUGGGAUUUUUUUAAAAAAACAUGUUCAUUUUGGGAUUUUUUCCAUUUCCAAUGGUCUAAAUGAUCAAAUAUCUACAUUUGCCAAAUAAAUUGUUUUGUAUACACCAAGAAAACAACCCCUAACGCUAUUGGUGGUAUUUUAGGGUGUCACCAACAGAAAAAAAAUUAGUACUUAGUAUUAUGACACCCAUAGUGUUAUUAUUUUGCUAACAUCAUUAGCAACCAAUUAAAUAAGGAGCAUUGAUAGGG